Molecule: messenger RNA, 1265 nt
Organism: Glycine soja
Lineage: Eukaryota; Viridiplantae; Streptophyta; Magnoliopsida; Fabales; Fabaceae
Product: E3 ubiquitin-protein ligase RMA1H1-like
Exons: 2
Coding region: 275-1024 (249 amino acids)
Biological process (GO): ubiquitin-dependent protein catabolic process
Cellular component (GO): endoplasmic reticulum
Molecular function (GO): ubiquitin protein ligase activity; ubiquitin-like protein conjugating enzyme binding
Source: RefSeq, a predicted model, not a curated record
CCGUACCAGUGGUAGAAGCUUGAUGGAAGCUACUGUUGAUUGUUGAAGUUUCUCUUCUCUUGCUCUGACUCCAAUAUUUCCUAUAAAAUAAAAAUAGCAUUCUCUUCCUUCUUCCUUCUUCCUUCUUCCUUCUUCCAUUCAUUCAUUCACAUUCCACGCUUUCUUCAGAGCCUGCACUUGUUCCACCCUUCAACAUACAACUCCUCCUCUUCCCCAAUUCUCAUAUCCGUAAUCUGGCACUCUUCAGAGAACACUUUGUAAGAUAAAAAGAGAAAUGGCCUUAGACCAGUAUUUUGAUGAGGCGGUGCCCCAGUUGGAUUCCUUGGAAGAUAAAUCGUCUCUCGAAACAUGGAAAUGUGGCAGUGACGAUAUUGCAGAUUCUGAUAGAAAUGCCUCUGGUGGCUUUGAUUGCAACAUCUGCCUGGAGUGUGUGCAAGAUCCAGUGGUCACUCUUUGUGGCCAUCUCUACUGCUGGCCCUGUAUUUACAAAUGGCUUAAUUUACAAACUGCCUCUUCUGAAAAUGAAGAAGAGAAGCAACAAUGUCCAGUCUGCAAAUCAGAAAUCUCACAGUCGUCCCUUGUUCCACUAUACGGCCGCGGCCAAACCGUGUUACCUUCUAAAGGCAAAGACCACCAAGUAGGGGUUGUCAUACCAAGAAGACCCCUUGGUCCUACACUUGAUUCCGCAACUGUUUCCCCACCUAUUUCUCACGUUUAUCAUCGCCAUUAUCCGAAUCAUCCUCAACAAUUCAACUCAAUUCCUGGCAGUUACACUUCAAUGUUCAACACAGGUGGUUCACUAGCAAAUGCUUUUGAUACAACAUAUGGAGUCUUCGGUGAGAUGAUAUAUGCAAGGGUCUUUGGGAACCAGAUGACUAACACAUAUACAUACCCGAAUUCUUAUGAUCUUUCAAGGAACAGUAAUCCGAGGAUCAGAAGGCAUUUAAUGCAAGUUGAUAGGUCACUCAAUAGAAUCACUUUUUUCCUUCUUUGUUGCAUUGUUUUGUGCCUUCUCUUAUUCUGACUGCUAUUGCAUAUUUUUUGUGCAAUACAUCCCUGUAUAGAAUACAAGCAGUAUGCAGAUUCUGCCAGAUGCAUCAUAUACUCAGAAGUUGUUUGAUAAUGAGAGAGAUAUCUGUAACUAAUAGGCCCUUUUGGGUACAUGGCUUAAUUAAGGACAUAUUGAGUAAAUGCUUAUCAUACGAUAAUCGUUUCCGUAUAAAUUGUUUCUAUAAUCGAAGAAAAAAUAAGGUUAAACUAUUGUC